Messenger RNA from Protomyces lactucae-debilis, 937 nucleotides. RefSeq lists its product as uncharacterized. NCBI's taxonomy places the organism in Eukaryota, Fungi, Ascomycota, Taphrinomycetes, Taphrinales, Protomycetaceae. The transcript has a single exon. The record is from RefSeq and is a predicted model, not a curated record. Bases 342 to 794 code for a protein of 150 amino acids.
UUUAAGAUCAGAUCAAAAUGCUCCACAUUGUACUUGGCAUACCUGUCCCAGAAGUACUGCGGCACUGGGUUGUGGUGGAUGAAUACGCUGAUCGCGAUUCUCGUUAUCUCGACCAACGACUUGGAGUAGCACGCCUCUCCCCGGAGCUUUGCACAUCUGACGGUUUUAAAUCGUAUGCAAAAGACGAACAGGUCCACGGCUAUCUCGCCAGCCAAUUUGAAACGAAGUGUGCAGUUGCUCCCGUGACAACUAGAGCAGAAAGGGAUUGAAGCAGAUUCGCUCUAGACGAAUGGCAAAGGUCAAGUGGGUCCCAAAACAUUUUGCCUUCGGCUGAGGGCUAUAUGCACAUCACCAGAGCUGUCAACGAAAAGGCUGAUGGGCAGACCAUGCAAUACAAGCUCGUCGACCAUGUCAGAAAAUUCUUAGAGAGGGACGAGAAGGAGAGGAUGAACGACAAGCUGACAAACUUCUUGCACUCGUACACGAUGCGGCGAAUAGCGACUGGUUAUCAGGCGAGGCUAUCAACAGAAAUGCGUUAUCUCACUUUAAGCGACCCUAUUGUGCGCAAUUUUGGACCGACCAGACCGCCUGAGCAGCCUGUCAGGCAUAUGAACCUCGCCGCUCCUGCACCAGUACCGCGGCCUGUUGAUUCCUCGGCGCCCGAAAUUUGCAUCCAAAAGGGAAAGCACUCAAGUGAUGUGCGCAGAGUCUGCAAGAGUUGCAGUCUCCAAUCAUGCGGUGCUUUGAAAGCAGUACAUUGCGUGCUUCACCCCUCAAAACUUGAGUCGUGCUGAGCGCUCCGUAAAGUUAGGAAAGCUGAAGCCAGACAUCUUGAGAUUAUGGAAUUGCUGGCGUGUAUUGCAGUAUGAACGCAAGAGGAAUUCAGGAUUGACAUUGCCUUCAGCUUGCACCACGAAUUGUAUAACACUGUUUGACA